Molecule: messenger RNA, 2343 nt
Organism: Humulus lupulus (European hop)
Lineage: Eukaryota; Viridiplantae; Streptophyta; Magnoliopsida; Rosales; Cannabaceae
Product: sulfate transporter 3.1-like
Exons: 12
Coding region: 121-2085 (654 amino acids)
Biological process (GO): transmembrane transport
Cellular component (GO): membrane
Molecular function (GO): secondary active sulfate transmembrane transporter activity
Source: RefSeq, a predicted model, not a curated record
UCUCAAACAUAUCUCUCUCUCUCUCUCUCUCUCUCUAAACCAUGCAAGCCAUAGCUUAAGUAGUCUCUCUUACUUUAUAAUUCUAUAUAUACAUAUUUACAGUACUAGUACUCAUAUAUUAUGGCGAAGAACGGAGGAAAUUACGAAUAUGGCCCUCACAAGGUGGCAAUACCUCCGGCGAAGCCCUUCUUGAAAGGACUAAAAUCGACUCUAAAAGAGACAUUCUUUCCGGACGACCCUUUCCGACACAUGAAGAAUGAGCAGUCGGGGUUGAGACGACUGGUGUUGGGUCUUCAGUACUUCGUGCCCAUACUGGAAUGGGCUCCACGCUACACUUUCUCCUUCUUCAAAGCUGACCUCAUUUCAGGCAUCACCAUCGCCAGUCUAGCUGUUCCUCAGGGAAUCAGCUAUGCUAAUUUGGCCAACUUACCUCCUAUUCUCGGCUUAUAUUCGAGCUUCGUUCCGCCGUUGAUAUACGCGAUGUUGGGAACAUCUCGGGACUUGGCAGUGGGGACAGUGGCAGUUGGAUCGCUUCUGAUAGCGUCGAUGUUGGGGAAGGAAGUUAGCCCUACUGAAAGCCCAAAGCUUUACGUUCAGUUGGCUAUCACUGCUACUUUCUUUGCUGGUGUUUUCCAGUCUGCUUUAGGAUUCUUAAGACUUGGGUUUGUGGUGGACUUUCUUUCGCACGCAACCAUAGUGGGAUUCAUGAGUGGAGCAGCCACAGUGGUGUGCCUUCAGCAGUUGAAAGGAGUGCUUGGACUCGUUCAUUUCACUCACGAGACUGAUAUUAUGUCUGUGGUUCACGCCAUCUUUUCUCAAGUACACGAGUGGAGAUGGGAAAGUGGUGUUUUGGGAGUCUGUUUCGUUUUCUUCCUCAUGGUUACAAAAUACCUAAGCAAGAGAAAAAAAGCCUUCUUUUGGAUAAACGCUUUGGCGCCUCUAACAUCUGUGAUUCUAGGGAGUCUUCUUGUCUUCCUAACCCAUGCUGAAAAACAUGGCGUUCAAGUGAUAGGGCACCUGAAAAAAGGGCUGAAUCCACUAACAGUGUCUGAGCUGGCUUUUGGGUCACCACAUCUGACAUUAGCCAUUAAAACAGGAAUUGUCGUCGGCAUUAUUGGUCUUGCGGAAGGAGUAGCAGUAGGAAGAAGCUUUGCUACAUUCAAGAACUAUCAUAUUGAUGGGAACAAAGAAAUGAUCGCCUUUGGGAUGAUGAACAUUGCUGGCUCUUGUACUUCUUGCUACUUAACCGCUGGGCCAUUUUCUAGAAGUGCUGUGAACUUCAACGCAGGAUGUAAAACCGCAGUCUCCAACAUUGUCAUGUCAAUGGCAGUGAUGAUCACACUCUUGUUCUUGACACCACUGUUCCACUACACUCCACUCGUGGUGCUUUCCGCCAUUAUCAUCGUCGCCAUGCUCAGCCUCAUCGACUACGAAUCUGCCAUCCACCUAUGGAAGAUUGACAAGCUUGACUUCGUCGUCUGCAUGGGGGCCUACCUCGGUGUGGUCUUUGCCAGUGUAGAGAUUGGUCUGAUCAUUGCAGUCACAAUUUCCCUUCUGAGAGUUUUUCUGUUUAUUGCUAGACCAAGAACUACUGUUCUUGGCAACAUACCCAACUCCAUGAUCUACAGAAGCACUGAUCAAUAUCCAAUUGCUAACAGUGUUCCUGGAGUUCUCAUUCUUCAUAUUGAUGCACCCAUUUACUUUGCCAAUGCCAACUACUUAAGGGAAAGAAUCUCUCGGUGGAUAUAUGAAGAGGAAGACAAACUAAAAUGUUCGGGGGAAACAAGUUUGCACUAUGUUAUACUGGACCUCAGCUCUGUUGGUAGCAUUGACACGAGUGGGAUUAGCAUGCUUGAGGAGGUCAAGAGAAAUACAGAGAGAAAGGGUCACAAGCUUGUGUUAGCAAACCCGCGAAGCGAGGUGAUCAAAAAGCUCGACAAGUCAAAAUUCAUCGAGGCCGUCGGUCAGGAAUGGAUCUAUCUCACUGUGGGAGAGGCUGUGGCGGCAUGUAACUUCAUGCUGCAUACCUGCAAGCCAAAUGUAGGAACAGAGGAAUCAAAUAGACAAGCUGAUGACAAUGUGUAGGCCAUUAUGCAAGAAAAAUGAUGGAAUUUUUUUUACUAGAGGCAACCUGUUCAACUAUAUAGAAGAUGCCCCAUAUCUGACACACUAAUAGAGUCUACAAAGGCUUUCUCAUUUUCUGAGAUGUGGUAGUCCUAUAAGUUAUGUAGUUACACAAUAAUUAAUUUCAAGGGAGCUGGUUUGCUGGGAAUCUAAAUGAGCUCCCAGUUGCCAUCUUUGUAAUAUGUCCAACUAGAAAUAAAGACUUUCUAUUAAAACAAA